AUGUAUCGUCCAGCACAAACCGCCAGCCCAUACAUCCCACAUAUUCUUAAGUCUAUCCGACAACGGGACUCAAGAGCCGCCCAUAUACACCGACAAGUCGCAGAAUUAGGAGCUCCAGAAGGAGAGGAUUAUCUAUCUGGAGUAAUUCAGAUACUCGAACAAUAUGUUCCUCACCAAAAUUUGGUACCCGCCCUCACCUACUUCAACAUCCACAGGUUCUCUUUCAUUCACCCCAUUGAUUGGGAGGCUGAAGCCUUCACAAGCCCUUUACACAUACGGGAGAACCUGCAGAAUUUCAUUGAGUUUCUUGACAAUGUCAAUCAGCUUGCUACGGCCUUUGCUGGAGUUCCAGAUCCUGAGCAUCACUGGAGCAUGAUGUACUGUCGAGCUCGCAAGAUGAUCCCUCUUGGAGCUCUAAUGACAGGUGCAGAACGCUGUGAGAGCUUGCGUUUCUUUGAAAUGAUCCGGAAUGGUCUCCAGGUUUCCGCCAACCGAAACCCGCCUGGGGGCAGCCCUACGGAUAUCGCAGGCAAACCCAUCAACUCAGACUUUUUUGCUCUCGUGCAACGAGAAUUCUUGAUGUAUGAGUUCGAGACAAGGGCUAAUAGGCUGUCUUAUCUAUACAGGGAGGGUUUCCUCCCCAAGAACGAAGAGGUCGAGAACCUCGUCAGAAGCUAUGUCGAUGAGCCACACCAGAUAUAUAUUCGGCCAUUCAAAUGGCUAGUGAAGCGACAACGCCUGUUCAUAACGUCACAAAGGGCUAUUGUCAACCUAGACAGAGAAAAGGGGGGUUUCGAUUUCAUUAUCAAUGACGACGAUUUCUUCGCCCUCGGAGUUCAGGGGCUAGCUGCGAGCCUACCCAAACGAGGAGACUACUACGGGAAACAGUUACUCUUCCAGCUAAAUUCUGUCAACUAUCAACUUGAAACCGACUUGGUGAACUAUGGCUCCGGAAGUCGAGAAGCAUGGUGCGAUGGCUGGUUUGGAAGAUACUCCGGCGUGGGCCCUUCUGCUCACGUCUCCCUUGACGACAAGUACCUGAGUGCUAACGAAGAAGAUCCUAAUUGGCAUGUCCAACUUUUCAAGUGGAAGCAUGAACCUGUCACCGUCGCUCGCGAGCUUGGAUUGUUGACCGCAGUAGAGAGAGUCCGCCUCUGGGGACCGGCAGUUGAAGCGUUCAGCUGUGACGUGUUGUGGGAGACUUUUGCUUGGCUUGACGAUUGUCAGCGGAAACCUGCGAUCUUUGGGACACAACCAUGA
Molecule: messenger RNA, 1260 nt
Organism: Fusarium coffeatum
Lineage: Eukaryota; Fungi; Ascomycota; Sordariomycetes; Hypocreales; Nectriaceae
Exons: 1
Coding region: 1-1260 (419 amino acids)
Source: RefSeq, a predicted model, not a curated record